UUGCCAAAGAAAUUGUGAGAUCCAGGAGAACGGUCAAUCGCCUAUAUGAAAAUAAGGCACAAAUGAAUUCAAUAUCAAUGCACCUUGGGGAAAGUGUAGCAAUUGCCCGUACAGUUGGGCACUUGUCCAAGAGUGCUGAGGUUAUGAAGCUUGUCAAUAACCUCAUGAAGGCUCCAGAAGUGGCUGUCACAAUGCAAGAGUUCGGCAAAGAGAUGACUAAGGCAGGGGUAAUUGAGGAGUUUGUUGAUGAUGCUCUUGACAACGCACUGGAUUCAGAGGAUAUAGAAGAGGAGAUAGAAGAAGAAGUUGACAAGGUCUUGACAUCUAUUGCUGGUGAGACUGCUGCGCAGCUUCCAGAAGCAGUAAGGAAGGAGAAGAUGAAGCAGCCUGCUCAGACAACACCACAGGAGGAAGAAGCUAUAGCUGAGGGAGUUGAUGAUGAGGAAGAACUAGAAGAAAUAAGGGCCUGACUUGCAAAAGUUCGGUCAUAAGUCAAGCGUUCAGUCUUUUCCUAUUCUCCUUGCUUAAUAGAGAAAUGGUGAUCAUGCUGACUAGUUGGUUGCCUCUGAGUUGGAUUGCUUAAUUGAGAUUUCAGCCUUCUGUGUAUCUGUAAACCGGCACAUUGUAGCUAAUAUCAUGUAACGCCUACAGUUGCUAUUUAGUUAUUCCUGUGGGCAAGAUCUGUAUUACAUCUAGGAGAAUUGAUGUGUUUAAACUCUUUUUAUACUCUCCACUGAGCAAGAAUAAACCAUUUUAAUUAAUAA
This is a messenger RNA of Theobroma umbraticum, 764 nucleotides long. RefSeq names its product SNF7 family protein (gene VPS24.2). Gene Ontology annotation, biological process: vacuolar transport. The record is from RefSeq and is a predicted model, not a curated record. NCBI's taxonomy places the organism in Eukaryota, Viridiplantae, Streptophyta, Magnoliopsida, Malvales, Malvaceae.